Clonostachys solani is the source of this 654-nucleotide messenger RNA. NCBI's taxonomy places the organism in Eukaryota, Fungi, Ascomycota, Sordariomycetes, Hypocreales, Bionectriaceae. The record is from the annotation of a GenBank genome assembly.
AUGAAGAUUACCACCUGUCUCUCUAUGGCCGCAAGCCUCACAAUUUCGCCAGCCCUGGCCAACUCCUGCGCUCCUUUUCCGUCCUCCAUUGUUUCGUUUUCGAGUGAUUUCAAACAGCCAGAACUGCCGCUGGUCAAGUCCGAAUUUCAGACUCAAUUUGUCCAACAUAAAUGGCAAGUCAAACAAAGCAAAGCCUGCCUAACUGCUACCAGGAACCAAAACUUGUCUCACAUCACAACCGGAUACAUAGUCAACUCUCCUUCCAAAGGCUUCGUUCGGGUCGAUCAAGCAAACGAUGAGGGCUUUGGGACCUCGCUAUUCAAUUAUGCAAACGUCACUCAAGAUGGUCAGGUCGACAAUAUCCUAAGAAUGUAUACCGCCAACUCUACAACUCCGGACAUCUGGCAGGGUUAUGUGAACUCGAACUUCCCCAUCUUUCAGGAAGACAUCCUGGUCCAGGCUGGUGCGGUGUUUAGCGGCCUUGUGAAGAGAACCUUUUGGGCUGGUCAAGUUGCCGCUUGGAACAUUAUGUACCAGGGAGUGAUUCCUGUGACCGUAUUCGUCAACACCUGCAAUGUUGUCGUUGGGUAUGACUACUUCGCUCCUGUGGAGAGAACUCGUGUUAUCACCGAGUUCUUCGACCUCAAGGCUUGA